Trichogramma pretiosum is the source of this 3549-nucleotide messenger RNA. RefSeq lists its product as uncharacterized. The transcript has 10 exons. The record is from RefSeq and is a predicted model, not a curated record. NCBI's taxonomy places the organism in Eukaryota, Metazoa, Arthropoda, Insecta, Hymenoptera, Trichogrammatidae. The coding region runs from base 323 to 2947 and encodes 874 amino acids.
UAAGAGAGAGCCGUGUGUGUGUGUCUGUGUAUAGCGUCCUAAAAGCUAAGGUGUGCGUCGCCACCGCCACCGCCGUACCAGUUCCCCGCGGUUAUACCUUCUUUAUUGUACAUCUAGUGUAGUAGUAUAGUACUUUACCGGGCACCGAUUGUCCCCCCGCGUCAGUCCGACGCGCGACUCCAUUACAAUUGGAUUCUCUCUCUCGAGGAUCUCUGCUGACCCGAAACUGAGUGCAGAGAUUUAUAAUUUAGGCUGCGAAACUCUGUUCCAUUAUUUAUCGCGAGUGAUUAUUAUAAUUUGUGUGAUUUUACCUCCGUAUAAAAUGCGGACGUUCUUCGCCGGCGUCGAGUCGUCGGGCGCUUUCCGCGCGCUGCUCCUGUUCCUGCUGCUGAUCGUUUCGUCGAGCCGAGCCCAGGAGAAUGCCAAGAAGAUCCUGUCGCCGAAUCUCGUCGACUGCUACGAGAAUCCGGAUCUGGCCAAGUGGAAUCUGCUGCCGCACGACCUCAACCAUCUCGUCUCCAUCAUUCGCAAGAUCGAGAACGCGCCGGGAUUCGGCCUGAGCGUGCGCGACUUUGCCGGAGCUCUGCUGCAUCGAUUCCGCCAGGACGGCAUCGUGAAGAGCCCGACGAUCCACUCGCAGUCGGGCGUGCUGCCGUACGCCCCCAUGGGCAUGCACUUCCGGCGCCACGCCAAGACGCUGCAGGUCAUCCCGGGCACGGCGGCCCCCCAGCUCGAUCUCAACAGCAUCACUCCCCUCGAGCGGUGCUCGUUGCACGCCAUGAUCUCGAGCAGCAUCGACAAGUACGUGCGCCAAGACGAGUCGCGCGACUGCCAACGACCAAGCAAUAGCUAUCAGUCGUCCUACCAGUCGUCGUACCAGUCGAGGCCCUACAACUCGCGCCGCUACAGACGCGGCCUGUCCAAGAGCAGCGACGUCGAGACCCUCAGCGCCGACCAGAUAAGAGCCCUCAAGGCUAAGAACGAGAGCGUCGACCCGGACUCGCAGUACCCGGAGCUGCCGCCCAACCAUCCGCUCACGAGGAACGGCCGCUACGCCCAGAACGAGCCGCCGCUGAGCAACUGCCCGAUCGAGAACGGCGUCGUCAAAACACCAUGGGGAUCGGUAGCCGGUGGACCUCUGCUGGCCGGCAUAGCCGCUGGUCUGCAGCCCCAGACCGUGGCCGUGUCCACGCUGCUGCGCGCCCGCGUGGGCGGCGGCUUCGACGACUCCUCCAACUCCAACCCGAUGAUCACGAGCUACUCGACCGAGUCGCCCAUCGAGAAUCGCUACCUGGCCACCCUUGCGGGCGACCUCGCGGAGGUCGCCCUCAUGCAGGGACCACGUCUGCCCAGCAUGCCCCAGGGCUAUCGCAUCGGCACCGAGGGCCACUGGAACUCCACCGACUCGCCGCGCUUCUACUUCCUCGAGGCCAACGAGGACCUGCAGAUGACCGCCGCUGAGAUACGCGGCGACCUCGACGGCCUCGCCAUCGCCGAGACGGUGCUCCAGCAGCACAAUCGCUACCCGGGCCUGAGGCUGUCGCAGAUCCUCGAGAUGUACUACAGCGAUCGGGGCUUCUUCGAGGAGAAGGUGCGCGCCUGCAAUCGCAACCAGCUGGCCCAGCAACUCGUAAUGGCCAACACGGACAAGCUCGUGCAGCAGGCCUACAGCGCGGCCGUCGUGCUGAGCCCCGAGCUCGCCACCGCCUUCAUCACCGACGAGAAGAUACAGGAGCUCGUCCGCCAGGCCGUCAAGGAUCUGCAGACUUUUAUACCGAAAAUGUCGCCGAACGCGUGCGAGAACAGCGGACAAAAUACUGGCCGAUCGUCGAACCUCGAGACGGCCGUCGACGUGACCGUCGUCGUCGACUCGUCCUGGCCCUACGAUCAACUGUACUCGAUCUUGUCGCAACUGCUCGGUAAGCUCGACAUCAGCCCGUUCAGCGGCAACUUCAGCAUCGUCAACGGCGCCGACGGCAAAAUCCUCGUCCAGACCAGCAACGUCAUCACCGACCUGCAGAACUUCAACAGGACCGUCUACGAUCAAAUGACGAACCGCGGCUUCGACGUGUCGACGGCCCUGCGCAGUCUGCGCAGCAUCCAGAACGACAAGCUGAACGAGGAGAGGCGGGUGGGUCGCGCGGGCGGCCAGUCCGACAUUGCCCUGUUCCUGACCUACGAGACGCGCCCCUCGCAGCAGGACAAGGACUACCAGAUGAAGGUGCUGAAGGAGAUGCACGAGCGUGCCCCGGACGCCGUGGCGCUGUUCCUCACCGCCGGCGCCAAGAGCCGCUGGGAAGACUACGUGCUCGACAAGGGCGACGACCUCUUCCAGGUGCCCUCGUUCUCCAGCUCCAACGAGCAGUACCAGCUUGACGGCCUGGUGGCUCGGAUCAAGCGGGUGCCCCGUCGACUGAUCAACACCCGCUGCGGCGCCGACUACGACGAGACGGCCAGCAACGGCCAGUCGAAGGAGCUCAAGGCCCACGUGGGUCCCAACGGCCAGCACGUCUAUCGCAUGCACCCGAACUACUUCAAGUCGGACGACGCCAACAAUCCGCCGGCCAUCAUCGUGAAGAACGGCGACGCCUCGGUGCCGCUGGAGAUCUGCUCGGCGCGCAGCCUCGAGGUCCUCAAUCAGACCCAGGCCAGCAGCAGCGGCGGCGACAGGCCCGACUGCGCGACCAACACCCACGUGGUCAAGAUGAGCUGCGACGGCGCCUACUAUCUGCACGAGUGCCGGCCCUACUACGUGUCGGUCAGGCCCAAGCUGGCCGGCGGCUCGGCCAACAGGAACGCCCUCUGCACGAGACCGGAUCAGUGCCGAUACCCCGACGACUUGGCCUACACCGUGCAAUUCGAGUACCUCGUCUGCAAGAGCUCGGCCGGCAAGGCUCUGCUGCUCAGUCCACUGCUGCUCCUGCUUCUGCUGGCUCGGAUAUUCUGAUGAGGGAGGAAAAUUAAGUUCAUUGACACGAUUCAGCCCACUGCCAACGACUCGAGUUGCCCGUCCACGAUGCCGAUCGUGCACCGACGGCUCGAAACUCGACAGUAUAUGUAAUUGUAAUAAUCCUGCAGUCGAUCAGUCAUUACGUUUAUUAUACCGUUUUUUCCCUUCUUUUUUUAUGUAUUUAUAUUACGUAGUUGUGUCGAAGCGCUUUUUAUUUUAUACGAUAAGAAAUUAAUUUACCGUUAUCGAUAAUUGUAACUCGAUACAAAUAAUUGUAUAUGGAGAAGCAGAAAAUUGCUGAAAAAAAAAACUAAAAAAAAUUACUCUGUACUAGGCGUUGCAUUGUUUAUUAAUUUUACGAUUGAGAAUUAAAUUUAGCUCUCUAUCGACAAUGUGGAGAGUUAAAAUUUAACUUUCAAUUGAAUAAUUUCAAUUGAUUGGAGUGAAUUUUUAGUUAAUUAAAUGCAUCUCUACUCCUUACCAUAAUUAAGACACACGUUGUACAAAUCUUACACUUUUGAAACAAUGACAUUUUUUGUUAAUACAUUAAUUAAAAUUCACAAUGUAGACUCUACUCGAUUAUUUUCAACUAUUACACU